UUCCAUCAGAUACGCGAGAACAGCGAACGAGUAAACAACGUUAAAACGCUUGUUCAAAAAUUUUAUUUAUAAAAAGAAAAUAAAUUUUAGCAAAAAAAUAUAUAUUUGAUUAUUAACAAUAUUAUAUAGUAAAGAAGAAAAAGAAAAAAUAAUAAUGUAUAAAAAGAAGAAACAACGAAACGGUUAAACUUGUUAAUAAAGGAUUUUUUUUUUUGUGAAAAAAUUUCUUACUUAAAGUGAUCUUUUGUUCGGGCAAAAAAAAAAAAGUGGUUUUAUGAAAGAAAAAAAGUGAAUUAAAGAAAAAGUAUAAUAAAAAAAUGUUUUAUUAAGAAUCUAUAUAUAUAAAACUGAAUGAUUGGGUCAAAAAAACCCUUAUUAGGUGAAAAGAAAUGUUAUAAAGGAUUUGCAUUCUUACUGUUUAAGUUCGGAGAGUUGAAGCAUAAAAAAUUUAAAAAAAACGUGAUGAUUGUUAUUUUUUUAAAUUUAAACAAACGAUUUGUAUAAUUCCCAUAAAUAAGCGGUAAAACGUUUUAAAUAAAAGCAAAUAUUUCGGAGUCUUCAAAAAACAAACAGCUAAAGCCAUAAAAUAUAUUAAACCAGACGGAUGGACGGACAAACGCACAAACAGACAGACAGACGGACAGACAGACGGACAGACACUGGUGGGCGUUUAGUUAAACAAGCCAAUGUGUGUGCCAAACACAUUUUUAACAUUUCUCAGUGAUUUAUGAAAUAAGUUUAAAUGCAAGCAAAAUACAAAUAAACAAACAAAAAAAAAAUAAAUUAAAUUGUUAACACAGUGUAACAAAAAAAAAAAUAAAAAAUUCAAAUAAAACUGCAUCAUUGAUUUUGAAAAAUUCCAUCACGACAAACUAAUAAAUCAAAUAAGAAAAUUAUAAAAGAAACAAAAUAGUCACAAAAAUUCAUACAUGCAAAUGUAUGAAUUUUAAGAAACGAAACGGCAGACAAGUUGACUUACAACUGCAACAACAGCAACAACAAACAUAUUUAAACAUUAAUUAACAAACAAAGAUUUUCAAGUGUAACAUGCAAAUUUUGUAAAUAAAAUUUUUAAUUGGGUCGUUCAUAUAUAAAUACACGAUCAUUACAAGUAAUAGCAGUUUUGAAAAUAUAUAUUUAAAAAAAAACUUAAAAAGUAUUUAGUUCCCCUCUCUCUGUCCCUCCCUCUCCUUCUCAACAAAAUUGCAUUUGAACGGGUGUUGUAAUAAUCUAAUGAACUCCAACUAUAAUUUUCAUUCCAUUCAAUUGAAUUUACAUAUUCGCGUAAAAUGCGUAAUUAACAGCUUGAAGAAAAAUGUAUAUGAUUACGUUUUGAGCAGAAGCAACUAUAAUAACAACUCUUAGGAUAAUUGAGAACAAGCCAAGUGUAUAAUUUCUAAGAAAUUUUUCUAAUAAAAACAACAAAAAUAAAGUACAAUUUUCAAAAAAAAAAUUCACAUGAAUCUAAAAACAACAAACAAAAUAAAAGAAUAACAAUAAAAAUAUAAAAAUAUUAAAAAGAAAAACAACAACAACAACAAGUGAGAAUGAAAAGUAUAAUGAAAAGUGAAGGUGUGAAAAAAAUUAGAAAAAAUUUAAAAAGAACAAUAGAAAUUUAAAGUUAUAAAAGAAAAAAAUUAAACAGCAGCUGACUUAGCAACUUACCAAGGAAAUAAAAAUAAUAAUAAACGAAAGUUAAAAAUAGUUUUAAAAAAUUUUGAUAGAAAAUGAAAAAAGUUAAACCCAACCUUAGCAAAAUGUUUAACUUUAACAUUAUUAUCCUGAUUAUAGUAGUGUUGGCAGUGGUGGUGUCACAUAACGUGCAGGCAAAACUUCAAACGAAUCACAAACAUCAACAACAUCAUGCUCACCAAACACACAAUUAUAAACAUCACAAGUUCGGCGGCGAUAUUAAUACAGAUGAUAAUGUUUUAGCUGAUAAGCUAGAGCAACAACAUCAACAUGGACAUCAUAAUAAACAUCAACAUCAUUCCCACCACCACCACCACAACCAACAACAACAACAAAAACAACAACCGCAGCAUUAUACUGCUGACACACCUAGUUUAGAAUUCACAACCAGUUCUUCUAUUUCAUCAGUUUCAUCUUACUCCGCUUCCGCUUUGUCUUUGAGUAGUGAUAAUGAGUUUUUAAUUAAACAACAAGAACAACAACAGCAACAACAGUUGCAUACUAAUAAGGACAAUAUCUAUUAUAAAACAAAAGAUCUUAAAGCUGACUCUUCAACAUCGUCGACAACCUCAAAGCCUUCACUUUCUAUACAUCUGAUGAAGCAACAUCUUCGUAAUAUGAAAAAAUCAAGUUCAAACUAUAUGAGCAUGCAAUCUGAAACUUUGUCUAAUUCUAGACAGGAACACACCCAUCUUAAGCACAACAACAACAACAAUAACAGAUUAAUUUCAACGCCUUCAACUAAACACCAACAGGCCAGCAGCAGCAGCCGCAACAACAACAGCAGCAGUAAUGUCGGUGGCAUUGACAAUCAUCAGUCAGACAAUGUGGUUGCAACAAUGUACUCCUCCUCGCCAUCAAAUGAAAAUUCUAAAUGGAACUUGCCAAAAACAACAAAUGAUAACGACAUGAAAUUAAAUGAAACAGCUGAAUAUGAAAAAAAACAUAACGAUCAACAUUAUCAUCAACAUCGUGAUCAUGUUCAUCAACAUCAGCAUACACAUCAGCAUCAACACAAGAAACCAGAAUUUCUCAAUGAACAACCGGCUCAACAAAAUUAUGAUGAUUAUUAUUCUGAUCAGGAAAAUGAUGACGAUGAUGAUGUUGAUGAUGACGACAAUGACUACAAUGAAGAUGAAGGUGAUAACGACAAUAUCGAUGGCAUUUCCUAUGACGAUGAUAACAAUUUAAGUGAUCGUUCAUAUGCCAGGAUAACUCGUUCUAAACUUGAUGUAAGUAUAAAGAUUAAAUUGAUUGCAAUAUUUGAUUUUUACUAUUUUUUUUCUUAUAAAAACUCCUAAUGAAUCAUGUCGAAC
Molecule: messenger RNA, 3008 nt
Organism: Lucilia cuprina (Australian sheep blowfly)
Lineage: Eukaryota; Metazoa; Arthropoda; Insecta; Diptera; Calliphoridae
Product: probable serine/threonine-protein kinase DDB_G0282963
Exons: 2
Coding region: 1728-2993 (421 amino acids)
Source: RefSeq, a predicted model, not a curated record